UCCCAGAAAACAUUGACUCACUGCAUCCCAGCAUCCUGACAGGGCUAUGUGUCUGCAAUGAGAUCUCCUCAGCUGGAACUACGAGGUUGCAAUGGAAUUGAUGGUUGUGAGGCUGUUUUACCUUCCCUGAGUUGUGCUACCACCUGUACUGCCUGCCGGGAACAGGGGUGGGAGCACUGGGAUCACUGCCCAGCACCUGGCACGGGGCAGUGUUGCUGAGGAAGCAGCUGGAGCCGGGGGGUUUGCAUGUGCAUGAGGAGUUUUCUGCAGAAGCUUUAAGACUAAAUUGCUGAGAAUUUUUGCCUGAAGCAAGGGAUGUUUCCCCGUAUUUAAGACAAGCAGCAACCUGCAGUCAGAAGGAAGAAGAGACUGUAUUUACUCCAGAAGUAUUUCUCUGAGAUCUAUUUUCAAGGGACCAAGAGAGGAGACGGUGAGAAGAAGGUGAGAUGGUCCCAAGAGGCUUUGCUGUUGGCAUCUGUCGUUUUCCGUGGAACAGGAAUCCGAGGCUUCUCUACGCUGAAUGUUCCUGUGUCCCAUCUGUUACCACACCCUGAAAUCAAACUCGGCAGCUUAGGUGAAUCAGGCACUGUACAAACAUGUCAGACUUGCCUCCACCCCUUUUUCUUCUCCCGCUUUCUCCUGCCGUCUUUCUCUCUCAAGUUUAUCGGCGUGUCAGCGGAUUCUGGUGGCGGAGCAUUCUCACUUCAUCUCUGGUCACGGAGCAAUGAGGAGUCAGGGGGAUGCUUCUGGAAGGAAAGAAAAACUGGGAGCCAGAUUCCUUUGGGAAGGAGUUUGCUUCAUCUUUACUCCUAUAGCCCAGCAACACCGUCCUCCAAUCGGCUUUACUGCAUGACAGUGGGAGAGUUUACCUCCAGACUCUUCUUCCUCCUCUCCCUUGGAACUGUCCACCACCAGCAUUGUUGCAGCAGGACUGCCAGGCAUUAAUGCUUUAAUGUAUUUGGGGACAGAGCACUGAAAAAACAGAAGAGCAAUUUGUGUCUGGCAUCAUGUUCCGUAAGAAGAAGAAGAAACGCCCGGAGAUCUCGGCCCCACAGAACUUUGAGCACCGUGUCCACACCUCAUUUGACCCAAAGGAGGGCAAAUUUGUGGGCCUGCCACCUCAAUGGCAGAAUAUUCUGGACACGCUGAGGCGCCCCAAGCCUGUGGUAGACCCUUCAAGAAUCACAAGGAUGCAGCUCCAGCCUAUGAAGACCGUGGUGAGGGGCAGCACCGUGGAAGUGGAAGGCUACAUCUCUGGGUUGCUCAAUGACAUCCAGAAGCUUUCUGCCAUCAGCUCGAACACUCUGAGGGGCAGGAGCCCCACCAGCAGGAGGAGAGCCCAGUCCCUUGGGCUCCUGGGAGAUGAGAGACCACCAGACAUGUACCUUCAGAGUCCUGAAGGAGACUGGGCAGACAAGUAUGGGAACUACCUCAACUGCAAUGGUGGGUCCAAGGUGGCCCGGAGGCAGACCAUGUGGCCGGAUUACAAAUCCCGCCUGGACGGGCAGUCUCAUCCCAACGGGAUGGUGACAAAAGCGCAGUCCCUGGGGCCAUCGGAGUUCCACGGCGCCGAUGGCAGCUGUCUGCAGCGCACCUCUGGGCUGCAGCAUGUGCCUGCUGUGCCGGGGGAGAGCGAGACGGCAAUGAAGAGCCCGGAAGAGGGCUGGCUUCAGCGACAGCCCAACGCCAGACCCUCAGGGGAGGGCAGCCCCAACUCCAAAUCGCGGGAGAACAGCCUGAAGAGGAGGCUCUUGCGCAGCGUGUUCCCCUUGACCAGCACCUCAAAUAAGCCAGGCCCUCCUCUGCAGAUCAAGCCUAAUGCCUUCUUCAAGCCCCAGCAGUGGGGUUCCCCGCACAGCCCUGCAGCCAAAGCCCAGUCUCUCCCCCCAGACCAACCUGCCUCCGAGUUCCCCAGGAUGAUCUCCGAAGCUGGGACCCCCCAGAAGUCCCCAACAGCAGAGAAGGCUGUGGCAGUGCCACCAGGCCGGCCCUCCCCAGCGGGGUCCCCCAGGAACCGGCAGACCCAGACCAGUUCCAGCAACCUCCACCUGCCCCAGGACUCUGCUGGGAAGGGGCAGCCAGCCAGCGAGGACCCUGUGGUUGUGACUCAUGAGCAGUUCAAAGCUGCCCUCAGGAUGGUUGUGGACCAGGGAGAUCCCAGGACAUUGCUUGAGAAUUACAUUAAGAUUGGGGAAGGCUCCACAGGAAUUGUGUGCAUCGCUCGGGAGAAGCACUCAGGGCGCCAGGUGGCCGUGAAAAUGAUGGAUCUGAGGAAGCAGCAGCGCCGGGAGCUCCUCUUCAAUGAGGUGGUGAUAAUGAGGGACUAUCAACACGUCAAUGUCGUGGAGAUGUACAAGAGCUACCUUGUGGGAGAGGAGCUCUGGGUGCUGAUGGAGUUCCUGCAGGGAGGAGCCCUCACAGAUAUCGUGUCUCAGAUCAGGCUGAACGAGGAGCAAAUUGCCACAGUGUGUGAGUCGGUGCUGCAGGCUCUGUCCUAUCUCCACUCUCAGGGGGUCAUUCACCGAGACAUCAAGAGCGACUCCAUUCUUCUGACACUGGAUGGCAGGGUCAAACUCUCUGAUUUUGGCUUCUGUGCUCAGAUCAGUAAAGAUGUACCUAAAAGAAAAUCCUUGGUGGGUACUCCUUAUUGGAUGGCUCCAGAAGUCAUUGCAAGGAUACCAUAUGCCACUGAGGUGGAUAUCUGGUCCCUAGGGAUCAUGGUGAUAGAGAUGAUAGAUGGAGAACCCCCUUACUUCAGUGAUUCUCCAGUCCAGGCAAUGAAGAGACUCCGUGACAGCCCUCCUCCCAAACUAAAAAACUUCCACAGGACCUCCCCAGUUCUGAGAGACUUCUUGGAAAGGAUGUUGACACGGGAUCCAUUGGAAAGAGCAACGGCACAAGAACUUCUGGAUCACCCCUUUUUGCUCCAGACGGGACUUCCGGAGUGCCUGGUGCCCCUUAUCCAACAGUACAGGAAGCGCACCUCCACCUGCUGACUGUUUAUAAGGGGAAACUCUAGGGAAAAGGAAUGUUUAUAAAAAAUACAUAGAAAAAAUUAAGACCCCAGGCAGUCUCAACUUGUGAAUGGUGCUUGGAACUUGACAGUGAUUGUUUUGGAGGACAAAUGUGAAUCCUGUCCAUGCAUCCUCAGCCUUCUGUGGCUUCUCCUUUGCUGAAGACAAUCAAUACAGACUAGAUCUAAGUGAGACCAAGUCUGUCUCAAGGAUAAAGCGGGUAUUCCAUGGCUUGUGGAUCACUGCUGCUGAAGGAUGGCAUUCGAAAGUGGAGUCUGAAGUUGUGUUUCUGAAUGUCUGUGGGUUUCUGCACACCCGGGCUGCUGACUACUGAGCUGGAACAAUAUUUCCCACUUAGAAAUGUGAUCUUUGUUUCCUUCAUUGUGCACUGGAGCCAUGAGCUGACUCACUUUGGGGCACAGACCCCUUUAAACUCAAUGCACAAAGACUUUUUUUUCUCUCUGAGACCUUUUCACAGAUUAUUUUAAUUUCCCUUGGUUAAAUAUGGAUCUAGAAACCUGCACACACUUCCUUAGGGAGCAGAUGUGAUAUGUAUAUAUUUGUUUCUAAGUGGCUCUCUUGCAUCAACAUGCUUCUCUUUUGCUGCAGAAUGUGUAUAGUUUAGUGGUCAAUCUUGAAUCCAUUUCAUGAUUUUAAACUUUUGGAGGGGAAAACCCUUGGAUACAGUCCUCAAAGUGGACUCUAUGAAGACCAGGUGCUCUUACCACCAGGAUCUUAUGGUUAAAAAUUCACCAUUUGUAACAGUUUGUGUGCUGGUUGGAAUGUGAACAGCAUGUUCCUGUGGCUUACUUCUCCAGUCCUUUCUCCCUGGAGAGGCUGAGAAGUGCUGCCCUGGGGCAGUUACUGGGUAGCAUUUUGGGGAUGCUGUAGGAGACCAAAUGGAAAUAUUUGAGCUAUCCUUCGUAUCCCAGGAUUGAUUUUUGUGUUUGUGUGCUGCUGUCUGGCUAUUGGUCUGCCCUUCCCCAUCAGCCCGUUACAUCUGGAAGGUUUCUGGUUGUCUAAACAGGUCUUUCAGUUAUUUUGACAUAGUUUUAGGUAUUUUGUAUGCUGCACUCUCUGAUUAGUAAGAUCCUCAAGGUAAUUGGGCUUUAGGUCGGGAUUAACAUUGUACAGUGAUGGUGGUGUGUGUUGUUGUGAGGUCUCAAGAAUAUAUUCGUAGAUGUGGAGCUGGGAUCUUGUUUUGAAACUCCAGAUACCAAGGUUUUGGACUUUUAGUUAUUCUCAGGACAGUCCUGCUGUCUCAGAAACUGACCUCAGAACUGCAUUUUCUUCAGAAGAUGUUUAUAACCUCUGUCCUCUGCUAUUUGCUCCAGCUACAGAUCCUGCUUCAAAAUUGAAGCCAUGGUUGAUUACUUGAAGUAAUUUGGGAUGGAAUUCAUCUGCACUGCUGCCAGCCAUCAAAGGGUGGGCACCCAGUCUGAGGAAUGUGUAGGUUGGCUCUGUAGCCCAUGGGGAGAGGAACGCUCCUAGGUGAACAACUCCAGAGAUGGUUCAUCCCCCUGGUUCACACACCUGCUGAAGGACAAAAUCACUCUCUCAGUCUCACCCAUGGCCAGUAGAGAGGUCAUAGGGGGUUUCUGUAGACUGGAUGUCUAAGUUUGGGCUGAUGGAGUUGGUUGAAAUUAAUUCAUUAAGCUCCUCCUUAGCUGCACUGGAAAUUUUUUGAUGUAAAAUGUUUCUGUAUUCCAGAUAUAUUGAUUUUUUUUUUUUUAAUGCAAAGAAAGCAGGACUUGGAAAAAUUUAUAAUUUGAAACAAACAGUCCUGCUUGUCUUUAGUUGUGAAUCCUUUGCACUUGUGUCUUAAAUUAAAGUAGUUCUUGAUUUAUUCAU
Molecule: messenger RNA, 4865 nt
Organism: Lonchura striata (white-rumped munia)
Lineage: Eukaryota; Metazoa; Chordata; Aves; Passeriformes; Estrildidae
Gene: PAK6
Product: p21 (RAC1) activated kinase 6
Biological process (GO): protein phosphorylation
Molecular function (GO): protein serine/threonine kinase activity; ATP binding
Source: RefSeq, a predicted model, not a curated record